This is a messenger RNA of Photinus pyralis (common eastern firefly), 3685 nucleotides long. Its product is annotated as insulin-like peptide receptor. NCBI's taxonomy places the organism in Eukaryota, Metazoa, Arthropoda, Insecta, Coleoptera, Lampyridae. The transcript has 4 exons. Gene Ontology annotation, cellular component: axon; insulin receptor complex. Gene Ontology annotation, molecular function: insulin receptor substrate binding; insulin receptor activity; ATP binding. Gene Ontology annotation, biological process: protein phosphorylation; positive regulation of kinase activity; glucose homeostasis. The coding region runs from base 1 to 3678 and encodes 1225 amino acids. The record is from RefSeq and is a predicted model, not a curated record.
AUGAAGUUUUCACUUUGUCUAACUUUUUGUGUGGCGUUUUUGACGCUAGUUCGGACGGAAAGGCAAUGCAAAAAUGUCGAAGUUUGGAAUACCGUGACCGAUUACGAGGCGAAAUUAAGAGGGUGCACGGUUAUUCACGGUUAUUUAAAAAUGCAGUUAAUUGAAAACGCGACCGCCGCCGAUUACGAGCGCAUCUCGUUUCCGGAGCUGCUGGAGAUCAAGGGUUACCUCUUAUGCUAUCGCGUGUACGCGCUGGUCAGUCUGGGACAAUUGUUUCCGAACUUGACGGUAAUUAGAGGUAGCACGCUUUUCAUGGACUACUCUCUCGUAAUUUACGACAUGAUCAAUCUGAAGGAAAUUGGCUUACACAGUUUAGAGCACAUCGAACGGGGCUCGACGAGAAUAGAUAAGUGUCCGCAGCUGUGCUACGUCAAUACGGUCGACUGGUCUUCAAUUGGUGGCCCGAACCAUAGCUUGCACUACUUCAACACUAACGAGGAAAGAUGCGACUCAUGCCCUGAACGUUGUAAUGGUUUAUGCUGGAGUCAAGACCAUUGCCAAGUGACUAGCAAAGCCAACUGUCAUCCAGAAUGUAUCGGUUGUAAAGGACCCACGGACAAAGAUUGCAUUCUUUGUAAAUCACUAAUAGAUGGCGAUAAGUGCGUUCCAAAGUGCAAAAAACCCAAGAUCAUAUACCCAGAAUAUGGGAAAUGCAUUACCAAAAGCGAAUGCCAGAAAUUACCCCACGGUCCAUGGUGGUCGUUCAAAGAGGAAUGCGUCAAAUCGUGUCCAACUGGUUAUAACAAGCUUACCAAUCGCGAGGGGUGCGAAUUAUGUCUAAACUGUUCAAAGUACUGCGAUGGAAUCGAAAUUAACAGUAUCGCUUCGGCCGAAACGCUUACAGGGUGCACGCACGUUAACGGCCCCCUCUCCAUACGCGUCAACUCCAUGAACAUGGCGAACGAGUUGGAGAAAAGUUUAGGAUCGAUCAAAGAGAUCACUCACUACUUGAAAAUUUACAGAUCCUACGCGUUGACCUCCUUUGAGAGUUUGAGAAAUUUGAAAGUUAUCCACGGCCAACAGUUGUAUAACAACCGGCACGCUGUAGUUGUGUACGAAAAUCAGGAUCUGCACAAGCUGUGGCCAACGACGAGCUCGCCCAUUAAGAUAAAAAAUGGCACGCUGUUGUUUCACUACAAUUCCCAUUUGUGCCCGGCGGAAAUUGAGAAGUUCGCAAGGGGCAGCAACUUGAAAUACUCGACCUUUGACGUUUCGCCCUACUCCAACGGUGACAAGAGGGCAUGUAAUAAUAUCACCCUAAACGUGACAGUAAGCGAGUUAACAUCGUCAAGUGUGGUACUGGAAUGGGACGAAUACGCAACGAAUGGGAACACUUCGUUGAUUAUCGGCUAUUUAGUGUACUACAUCGAGGACAAUACGCAGAAUAUAACAAUUUUUGAUGAGCAAGAAGAGUGCGACAGAAACAACUGGUACAGCAAGUUCGUCUCUAACGCCUCGGUGAGCAUUGAUAACUUAAACGCGUUCUCCCACUACGCCUACUACAUCAAAACUUACGCGACCAUUCCAACUUCAAGUGGUCAAACAAGCAUAAUGUACUUCAAAACACUAACCGCGGAUCCAUCGAAGCCCUACAACUUGAAGGCAUCAUCCACAAGCAGCGAUAGCAUAACACUAACAUGGAACCCACCUCAAUUUCCCAACGGGAUACUAAGCCACUACUUGGUGAUUGCGUAUUUGGAAAGCGACGACCCGAGGUUCAUCUCGCGCAGAAACUACUGCGACUAUCCGCACAAAGCUCCGAGACCAAAGCUCGUAACGCCGACGCCCACUAUCGAAACGGCCGUAGAACCGUGCUGUAAAAAGAAGAACAAAUCAUCCGAAGAUACUGUCACCUCCAUUUGUUCAGUACUAAACCACCACGGCUGCAAGAAUUACAUGACUUACUCCAUUGACAACCAACUCACUAGAAUGUCAUCCGAUGAGAACCUCAACAUUAUGCUGAUAACCAAACACAACAUACUCAAACGAGAGGACCAACCUCAAAGCAUAAUUGAGGAAACUAUCGAAGAUCCAAAGGCGACAUCGUACACCAUCACUCAACUGAAAUUCUUUAGCAUUUACUUUAUCUUACUGAAGGCGUGUAACAAUAAGACCUUGUGCAGCGGAGGGGAGAUGACUUCGGAAAGGACCCUCAAGAAAGAUGACGCCGACGACAUACCUUCCGGGGUCUUGGUGCAAGUUAGCGGCAGAAACGUGGUCGUCGAGUGGCUCGAGCCUAAAGAUCCGAACUCUGUAAUAGUCGCCUACUACGUCGAGCACAGACGGCUGGACUUGGAGAACGCCGCCCCCAUCACCGAGUGCAUCACCGAGGAGGAGUACGCUUCAUUUCACUACCAGUACCAAAUCAAGGAUUUAUUUCCGGGAAAGUACGCGGUGAGAGUUAGGGCGGUGUCUUUGGCGGGCGAGGGGCGAUUUUGUCAGGCGCAGGAGUUCUACGUGUCCUUCGGCUCGGGCGUCGCGCUGACAGCUUCCUUGUUAACCGUGGCAUUCAUCGUGAUUAUCCUUGGGGUUUUGGGCUUUUGCUAUUAUUACUAUAGGAAAAAUAACAGCGUGGAUCGCUUACGUCUGCUGAGAAACGCGCACUCUGCGUACGCCGGUUCCAAUUUUAUUCUCGACGAAUGGGAGCUAAAACGGGAGGACGUGGAGAUUCAAAACGAACUUGGCCAGGGCACCUUCGGAAUGGUUUACAAUGGCAUCAUAAGGUCGAAGGAGCUGCCUUGCGCCGUCAAAACAGUGAAUAGCGACGCGGAUGAGCAGGACCGAACGUACUUCUUACACGAGGCGUCCGUUAUGAAAAGCUUCAGCAAAGCGUAUCACGUGGUCAAGCUCUUGGGAGUGGUGUCACGUGGAUCGCCCCCCUUAGUCGUGAUGGAGCUGAUGGAGCGCGGCGAUCUGAAAACCUUUCUGCGUCUCUCCAGGAACGGAAGUAGCAAUAUUACGUGCGCAGAAAUGUAUCGAAUGGCCGCUGAAAUAGCGGAUGGAAUGAUGUACCUGUCCGCCAAUAAGUUUGUGCAUCGAGACCUAGCAGCUCGCAAUUGCAUGGUGGCGGCGGACCACACAGUGAAGAUCGGCGACUUCGGAAUGGCCCGCGACGUGUACUACACCGACUACUAUAAGAAGCACACCGGCGGCUUGAUGCCCAUCAGGUGGAUGUCACCGGAAAGCUUGGCGGACGGCGUCUUUACCUCGGAAUCGGACGUUUGGAGCUACGGCGUGGUCCUAUGGGAAAUUGCGACGCUCGCCGAGCAGCCGUACCAAGGACUGGCGAACGAGCAGGUUUUUCAGUUCAUAACCUCACAGGGAACCUUGCAGCGCCCCGUCGAAUGUCCGGAUUUACUCUACGAUAUCAUGGAGGUUUGCUGGAAGUGGAAACCGAAGGACAGGCCCCUUUUUCAUGACAUAAUACGCAAGCUCGAGUCGCACAUUGGACAACACUUCAGAUUGGUGUCUUUCUUUCACAGCUUCGAGGGCGACCAGUACAUGAUGAAUUUGCAGGAGAGAACGUACAGUCAUCCCGCGUUGAUAAAUCAUUUGAAUAAGAGUGAUGGUGUCUAUUGGGAUAGUUGUUAUGAUGAUGUGGAUUUAAAUACAAGAUAAACUAGCA